Messenger RNA from Coccidioides posadasii C735 delta SOWgp, 1072 nucleotides. RefSeq lists its product as uncharacterized. NCBI's taxonomy places the organism in Eukaryota, Fungi, Ascomycota, Eurotiomycetes, Onygenales, Onygenaceae. The record is from RefSeq and is a predicted model, not a curated record.
UGUUGAACAUAUUCACCUGUGUUUCAUUCCGCUAGGCAUGGCAAGCCCGGAGAAUGUUGACCUGGCCUUCAAUGGCAACCUGAACCUGCUGAAAGCCUGGAACUUCAAGAAGGAUGAUAUAUUCGACUUUCUUGAUCGCGUCGUCAACGAUCCUAAGGCGUAUUUUGAAUCUGAAGCGGACUUUCAAGACCGAAGCAGAAGGUUGGGCGAACUUAGUGCGCCUCUAAAAGACCUUAGGACCCAUAUUUUUGAUCUUUGUGCACCUGAUGGAGCCGACUUCAAGGGACGAGUGGCAAAUAUGAACCCGGACCAAAACACCUAUCGCUCUCUCAACACUGAUAAAGCAGACAAAAAGAAUAGCAAAUUCCUUGUGGAAUACCACCAGCAUGCUGAUACCUCUUACUGGAACCCGCAUGAUCUCCUAGGGCUGUUUCUAUGGGUCAUUGGGUUUGCUCCCGCUACCGCGAGCGCAAGACGCUUCUACAUUCCCAUGACAGCGGUCUACGGCCGAUGGUGUCGGGUCCUUUCGCCAUUUGCGGGAUCUGAUAUUAGCUUCCCCGCUGCCCUCCAGUGCACCUGGCGUACACGGGACGGGGGCGCCAGUGAAUUCUUUCUGGGGGGCUCACUAGCUGGAUGGGCCACCAAGGUUACCUCGGGUCCGCCCGUGGGCAAGAAAUGGCCAGAUAAGUUGAGGCUGGCGAGAUAUGAACGCAUCGGGGGUGUGAUCCCAGCGCCUUACAGUUUCGAUGUCUCGGUUUUACGUACCCCGACGUAUCCAGCGGGCACAAGAUUUGGGAACUGUGCCGAGACGUAUCCUUUCUUGGAACUGUUUAGUGAUGCCGCAAGGGCAAAACAAUGCCAUGGGAUUUCACUCGAAAGCAAAAUAGCGUAUGAUGAAACGCUCACAGAAUACAAAAUGUACCGUGAACAAAAGGUGUUUUUGAGAGGUGAAGACAAUCUUCCGGUCGCUUUCAAGCCACCUUGCGCCAACUGUCAGAAGCUGAUAGGGAUAUUCCAAGGGGAUGUCAACAACUUUUCAGUAGAGAUUGGAAACAUUACCGACCCAGACUAA